CCCUGCAGUAACCAGGGGAACUGCAAACAGUGUAGGGGCAGCUUCCGGUUCGAGCACCCGUAACCGCCGUAACCGCCGUAACCGCCGCCUUUAAGGAUGGACGGUCAGAGCCUGCGAAAGGCUGAGAGAGGCCGGUCCUGCUCCCAGGAGAAAAAGAAGGGUUACACUAAGGACAUGGUGACAGACUUUGAUGAGAAACAUGAUGAGUAUUUAAUAUUGCUUCAGCAGAGAAACCGGGUGCUGAAGCAUUUGAAAGCCAAGGACCCCAUGCAGCUACACCUGGAGCACUUGGAACAAGGGUUCUCUGUCUACGUCAACGGGGCCAAUUCGGAACAGAAGCCAUCGCCUCGGAAGGCCGUGCGCUCCGACUUCUCCAGGAGUGCCUCGCACGCCGAGGGGACCCACGAUUGCGCACGAAGAACCCUGCUUCGAGAAGCCGAAGACGCCUUGCGACACGGUUCACAGACGGCCCCCAGCAGAGUGCAGCGCCGAGGAUGGCACCAGAGAUCGGUGCAGAUCCGAACAGAAGCUGGCUCGAGGCUCCACAUCGAACCCCCCGUGGACUACUCGGAAGAUUUUGAGUCGACUGAGGAUGACGAUGCCAAGACCAUGGAUGUUUCUGGGGAUCGUCCACAGGAGCUGAGAAGAAGCCUGGAACUCAGUGCAAACACACAGAGGAGACAGGGGGAUUGUCCCAGCGACGACUAUGAGUCUAUCGAAGAAGACAUCACCUCUGAGCCCGAGCCUGAGCCCGAGGGCUGUCCUGGAGGUGACUGCCCUCUGUCCACUGGGGACAAGGAUGCUCCUGAGGACCGGGAGGCAGGUGGACGUCCCCCGCAGGGCCCGGACACCCUCGUUGUGCUGGAAUUUAACCCCGCUUCUCAAAGUCACAAAAGGGAAAGGAAUUUGUGUGCCAAGCGGAAGGACAACGCUGAGGUCUUCGUUCCCAGCAAACCUGAGCCCAGCCUGAACCCCCAGUCCCCCGCUGCAGGCACAGACCAGGACAGGAUGUGCUCCAGACCUGCAAUCCGGCGGGAGAGACCCCUCUAUGCAACCCGCAAGCCCGUGUGUGAGGCUGAGGACAGGCAGGAAGACGUCUCGGCUGUGCUGAGAGCCAUCCAGGUGGAGAACGCGGCCCUGGGGAGGGCGCUCCUCAGCAGGAAGACGGAGCCGCCCACCAGCCCACUGCAGGCUGCCGAGGGACCACCAGCAAAACCCUGGGCCUGUCUGCUGACGGAGGAGGAGGUGGAGGAGGAGGAGAGCCUUGAGCCGCUUCCCAGCGCACCCAUGACCGCCGCUCCAGAGCCGUCCAGGGCAGCAGAGGGAGCCAAAGGCAUCGGGCAAGCUCCUGACAGAGUCUGCCUUCUGGGAAGCAGACAGCAGCAGAAGCUUCUGGAAGUCCUGCAGGCCAUGGAAAGCGCCCCUGCCCAUCUCGGCGAGGUUGUGUCACCACCCCAGGAGCGCGCACUGGACCCUGAGGACGUGCGCAGAGGGAGAGCGGUGGAGGUCAGAGACGCCGUAUACGUGACCAUGGAGAUCCUGUCCAACUGGGGCAGCCCGCGGUGGGUGGGCCUCACGGAGGUUGAGUUCUUUGACUUGAACAACAGCAAGUUGUACGUGUCGCCUCACGACGUGGACAUCCGGCACGCCGACUCGCCGGGCGAGCUGGGCCGCCUGGUCAACAGGAACCUAGCUAGCGCAAAGGACGCCUCCCCGUGGGUGUGUCCCUUCCACCCUCCGCUGCAGCUCUUUUUCGUCAUCCGCAACACCAGACAGCUGAGCGACUUCGGGCUGGCCGAGAUCAAGGUGUGGAAUUACUGGACGGCAGACGACGAUCUGGACAUCGGUGCCAAGGACGUGAGGCUUUAUGUCAAUGAGAGCCUCAUCUUCGCCGGCGAAUUGGACAGAGGUGACGGCGAGGCCCCGGCCGACCCUCGCAGCGUCCUGGUGGAGCUGAAGAGCGAGAGGGCAGAGGACACGGUGGCUCCCAGGGUGGCCGGCGCGGCAGGGGCCGGGGACCUCAGUGGCACCUGCUCACAGCCAGCCGAAGCAGCCAUGGUGGGCGCCACCGCCUCUUCACAGGGACAUUUAUUUAGCCAAAGGACAGAUUCUGCUGACGGCUGGAAAGAAGUUUUGCCCACCAUGGGGGAGGAUUCAGAGUCGUUGGCAGCCCCCGCGGGCACGAGCGACGCCCCCAGGGCCUCCUCACCCUCCCCGCCGGGGAAAUGCCCUCCCCUGGAUGCGGAGCCCUCGGGGAUCCAGCAACUGGAGAAUCUCACGGGCCGGAAGACACCUGUGCCGCCGGGGAAAAUGCCGCCCUGGCUGCAGCCUUCUCCCAGCGGGCAGGGCAGGAGGCAGGGAGGCAGGAAGCCAAAACCCCCGUGGCUCAGUCCGGACAAGCCGCUCCCGGCACACAGCGAGGGCCCUGGAGAGACGGAGGCCGAGGAGAGAGGCCUCCAGCCGGAGCCAGGGCGGGUGACAAGCUGGAGCGUCCUCACCGGGGAGAGGCCCCCGCGGGGGCCCCCCAAAGGCUGCGGGGAUGAUCUCGACAUCUUCGCCCAGCCCCCCAUCAGGGAGCGCCCUGCCUGUGGGAGGAGGAGCGCGAGGAAGGAGGCCCUGGGCAGUGGUCACGGGGACGAGCAGCCGGCCAGCAGAGGAGACACCUGGUCCACCAGGACCCCGCCGCGCUCCAGGUGGUGCAGUGAGCAGGAGCUCACGCUGCAUGAGUCCUGGGACUCCCUCAGCGCCUUCGACCACUCCCACCGGGGCCGCAUCUCCCACCCGGAGUUCCAGGGCGACAUCCUGGAUGAGUUCCUGCAGCAGCAACAGAAAGGCAGCCGGCAGGGGCCGGGCCAGGCCGGAGCGUCGCCAGGGCCGGACACGCGGGGCACAGGGAGCGAUGCCCGCGCCGACGACAGCGACGGCGACUUCCAGAUCCCUGUCCUGCCUUACGGGCAGCACCUGGUCAUCAACAUCCAGUCCACCUGGGGGGACAGACACUACGUGGGCCUGAACGGGAUAGAGAUCUUCAGCGCCCAGGGGCAGCCCGUGCAGAUCGCGAGCAUCAGGGCAGACCCGCCCGACCUCAACGUGUUGCCAGCCUACGGAAAGGACCCCCGCGUGGUGGGCAACCUCAUCGACGGGGUAAACAGGACCCAGGACGACAUGCACGUCUGGCUGGCCCCGUUCACACCAGGCAAACCCCACUACAUCUGCAUUGACUUCACGCACCCCUGCCAGGUCGCCCUCAUCAGGAUCUGGAACUACAACAAGUCCCGGAUCCACUCGUUCCGCGGCGUGAAGGACGUCACCAUGCUGCUGGACGCACAGUGCGUCUUCCAAGGCGAGAUUGCCAAGGCCUCGGGAACCCUCAUGGGAGCCCCGGAGCACUUCGGAGACACGAUCUUAUUCACCACCGACGACGACAUCCUCGAGGCCAUAUUCUGCUCGGAUGCGACAUUUGACCUGGACGUGGAGAGCCUGUGCCCCCUGCAGCCGGACGAGGCCCUGCAGAGGCCCAGCACGGCCGACGGCGAGGGGGACGAGCGGCCCUUCACCCAGGCUGGCUUGUGGGCGGAUGGCUGGGGCCCAGGACCAGAGCUGCCCCCCAGCCCCCCUGUCCCUGAAGUCACCACGCCAGAGCCGGGCAUCUACCACGGGACCUGCCUGCAGCUGAACUUUACGGCCUCGUGGGGGGACCUGCACUACCUGGGCCUCACCGGCCUGGAAGUGGUGAGCCGGGACGGCCAGGCCCUGCCCAUCAGCCUGUCCCAGAUCUCCGCCUCCCCCAGAGACUUGAACGACCUCCCCGAGUACACGGACGACUCCCGCACCCUGGACAAAUUGAUCGACGGCACCAACAUCACCACAGAGGAUGAGCACAUGUGGCUGACCCCCUUCUCGCCAGGGCGGGACCACCUGGUCACAAUCCGCUUCGACAGAGCCCAAAGCAUCGCCGGCCUGCGCUUCUGGAACUACAAUAAAUCUCCAGAGGACACGUACCGUGGGGCCAAGGUCGUCCACGUGUCCUUGGAUGGCUCGCGCAUCUCCCCUCCGGACGGCUUCCUCAUCCGCAAGGGCCCAGGCCACUGCCACUUCGACUUUGCCCAGGAAGUGCUGUUUGUGGACUACCUGCAGGCCAGGCCACGGCUGCCCCAGCCCGCCAGGAGGCCCGACACGCAGAGCCUGGAGCGGCCGAGCAUGGACUACGAGGCCCCGCUGAUGCCGUGCGGCUUCAUUUUCCAGUUCCAGCUGCUCACCAGCUGGGGCGACCCCUAUUACAUCGGCCUCACUGGCCUGGAGCUGUACGACGAGCGGGGAGAGAAAAUCCCCCUGUCCGAGAACAACAUCGCCGCCUUCCCGGACAGUGUGAACUCGCUGGAGGGCGUGUGUGGGGACGCCCGCACCCCUGACAAGCUCAUCGACCAAGUCAACGACACCAGCGACGGCAGGCACAUGUGGCUGGCUCCCAUCCUGCCCGGCCUGGUGAAUCGGGUGUACGUGAUUUUCGAUCUGCCUACCACCGUGUCCAUGAUCAAGCUGUGGAAUUACGCAAAAACGCCGCAUCGUGGGGUGAGGGAGUUUGGUCUCCUGGUCGACGACCUGCUCGUGUACAAUGGGAUCCUGGCCAUGGUGAGCCACCUGGUGGGCGGCAUCCUGCCCACGUGUGAGCCCACGAUGCCCUACCACACCAUCCUCUUCACGGACGACGCCGGCACCUGGCACCAGGAGAGACGCACCAGCGUCAGCACCCAGGUAGAGGACCAGGACGUGCAGCUGACGAACGAGAACCAAAUUGUGACGAACGCCAAGAGGAAGCCAGGCGCCGUCGACCCAGAGACUGUGCAGUGCCCUCGCCCCCCAGCGGCUGGUAACUGGCCACCCCCGUGCUCUGCCUUGACAGCCUUACGCCCCAAAACCUGCCUCAGCACGAAGGAGCCGGCGAGACGGUGGCGGUGCUGACCCACGGUGCCAGAGGGAGAGCCAGCUGCCAGCUCGCGGGCGCUGCGGCCGGGACAUGGGGGCCUGCCGUUCCGGGCUGCACAGGGCGAUCCCCGCCCGCCUCCCCUGUCGGAUCCCGCUCAGCCACACUGGGCUGACAGGUGGGGGCAUGGUGGGCAGACCAGGGACACUGUGUCUUUCCUAGGGUAGCCAGUGCCCAGUCCUGCCUCCUCUGGGGGCUCAGGGACCAGUGUCUCUCCUGGGUGUUCAGUGUCGGUCGCGGUGGCCACGGCCCACUCUCUAGGGGAGCUCCUGCUGUGUGGGCCUCUUAGGGUGGGUGUCCUGCUGAGGUCCCCACUGUGCUGUAGCCAGGCCCAGAAGGGAGGAGCUGGCCGCCAGGGGGCCGGCAGAGCCCACCCAGACGCUGUGUGGACGCAGAGGCGGGGAGCGCACCCCACCUGGGGCCGGCACACCACAGCCCACCUUGUACUUGAACUCAGCCUGGAGAAGCCGGCCCCCAUUGCACUCCCCGGCUGCCCCUUCCGGAUCUGUUCUACGGCUCUCCCUGGUCGCUCCUCCCCGCCUGUCGGUGCCCUGCGCCCCUGAGGCCCUGCUGUGGGGUCCCCGCCCCCCGC
This is a messenger RNA of Lepus europaeus (European hare), 5576 nucleotides long. Its product is annotated as katanin-interacting protein-like. The coding region runs from base 97 to 4962 and encodes 1621 amino acids. The record is from RefSeq and is a predicted model, not a curated record. Lineage: Eukaryota; Metazoa; Chordata; Mammalia; Lagomorpha; Leporidae. The transcript has 28 exons.